AUGGCCGACCCUUUGAGCAUAGCGGCAUCCGUUGCUGGUCUAUUGACGUUGACCACGUCUAUCACCAGCUCCCUAAAGAAAUUCAAAGCCGCUGUCUCCGAUGCGCCAACGUCCGCGCGCAUUGUGCUUGCCACCGUGGAAGAGACCAGCAUAGCUCUAAAAACAGUCAGGCAUCUAAUUGAGUUCGUUGAGAUAUUGCCCCCUCAACGCAAGUCUUUGGUUCACCUCGAUCACCUUGCAAUCAUUUUUUCUCAGUCUAUCAGAACGCUAAGUGAGCUCGAGGCUCUUAUUACGAUACCUACAAACCUAAGACGCAGGUGGAAAUGGACUUCGGAUGAGAUGAAGGUGAUGAGAUUGAUGCCUCACCUUGAAAGUCAGAAAUCUAGUUUGUCAUUAAUUAUUACAGUGCUUCGAUGCAAAUCCGACUUGGAAGCUGUCCAUAAUCAUGACAGGCUUCAAGAGUCCAUUGAGAGCAUUGCUGUCCAGAACGAUGAUCUAGUGGAACGUAUUCGCCAGCUAGAAGCAGGAUUUGCUCAAAAAGCUCAGUCCAUAAGGUCCGCAAGGAGUGAAUUGGUGCCCACAACCCUGAGGUCGCUAGGAGAUAACAACACCACCUCGGUUCUAUAUGACACAUCCAUUGCUGAGGCCGGCCAUUUUGGGCAUCAGAGGGAUAUCGGAUGGCUCUUGGAGCGUGAGUUCGAGGAGCAGCUUGAAGCCACCCAGGUAUACCGACGAGUUAAAACAAACGAGAUAGACACGAUGUCUCUAAGGCCUUCAACAUUACACACCAGGUUCAGCAUCCUGUCAAGAUUCAGUCUCAACGACAUAUCCAUUGUCGGCUUGUUCCGUAUUCCUAUAACACUAAGUGAUAUGGAAACGAUCGGUGCAGACUUGACAUUUUCCACCCUCCUAUCUCAGCAAUCACUACACCAUGCCAUAAGUAUAUUGCCUAGAGCGAGGUUUCCUGGGAAACCUACUCUCAAGUUAAUGAUUGUGGGCAACGGGACAACUCCGAGGCAGUUACUGUUUCACUACACGAAGAGUGGAGAUCCGGGGCUACAAAAUAUUGACGAAGACGGGCACAUAUGUUUUCGUGUAGGAGAAAAACAGCAUGUGAUGGAUAUCUUUGACACGUCUGGGUUUGAGGGAUAUAGAAUGCAACUACAGCCGCUUUACAGAGACACCGAUGUCUUUCUCGUUGCUGUAGAAAUCGACAACGAACGGACUUUCGAAGAUGCACAAACCCUGUGGAUUCCGGAAAUUACCAGAGGUUCUCCGAGUACUCCAUAUAUCGUUGUUGGAAUCAAGAAUUCGAAACUCAACCCUGAAUCCUCUGGAAUCUCUAAUAACACUCGAGGCUUAGAACUAGUAACGGCGAAUACUUCUGACAGCUAUGAAAAUAGCAAUGGUCCAGAAGGCCCGGAUAAAUACUAA
Messenger RNA from Neoarthrinium moseri, 1434 nucleotides. RefSeq lists its product as uncharacterized. NCBI's taxonomy places the organism in Eukaryota, Fungi, Ascomycota, Sordariomycetes, Amphisphaeriales, Apiosporaceae. Gene Ontology annotation, molecular function: GTPase activity; GTP binding. The record is from RefSeq and is a predicted model, not a curated record. The transcript is spliced from 4 exons. Gene Ontology annotation, biological process: small GTPase-mediated signal transduction. Bases 1 to 1434 code for a protein of 477 amino acids.